GCAGAAAUUGUUGACGGGAACGUGAAAAUGACGCUUGGUCUAAUAUGGACUAUCAUUCUUCGAUUUGCAAUUCAGGAUAUCAAUGUUGAAGAAUUAUCUGCACGGGAUGGAUUACUGUUGUGGUGCCAGAGAAAAACAGCACCUUACAAUAACGUCAACGUACAAAAUUUCCAUACCAGUUGGAAAGAUGGUUUAGCAUUUUGUGCUUUGAUCCAUCGUCAUCGCCCGGAAUUGAUUGAUUACUCGACAUUACACAAAGGCGACCCACUGCACAACUUGAACCUUGCAUUCGAUGUGGCGGAAAAAUAUCUGGAUAUCCCAAGAAUGCUCGAUCCGGAAGGUAUGCUUUUUUCUUCACUUGAAAACAUGGCCUCCACCAUUUUGUCUGUGAGGGCGAGUAAUACAUGCUUAUGCUUGAGUUUACCGGUGCUAGACGGCUUUUAUGGAUUGUGA
Messenger RNA from Gongylonema pulchrum, 453 nucleotides. Lineage: Eukaryota; Metazoa; Nematoda; Chromadorea; Rhabditida; Gongylonematidae. The record is from the annotation of a GenBank genome assembly.